Messenger RNA from Chenopodium quinoa (quinoa), 3150 nucleotides. RefSeq names its product phosphoinositide phosphatase SAC2-like. The record is from RefSeq and is a predicted model, not a curated record. Gene Ontology annotation, cellular component: intracellular membrane-bounded organelle. Gene Ontology annotation, molecular function: phosphatidylinositol-3,5-bisphosphate 5-phosphatase activity. The transcript is spliced from 13 exons. NCBI's taxonomy places the organism in Eukaryota, Viridiplantae, Streptophyta, Magnoliopsida, Caryophyllales, Amaranthaceae. Gene Ontology annotation, biological process: phosphatidylinositol dephosphorylation. Bases 76 to 2091 code for a protein of 671 amino acids.
AUCGAUUAAAUUCUGGAAUUUGACGUCCUCAUUGGUUUUAUGUGGGGUUGUUUUCGGGUUUCCAGGCGCAGAUAAAUGGUUGGAUCAGAGAGGGGUGAAGAAGAGGUGAAUUAUAGAUUCCGUAGAUUGGAAGAAAUGGGGUCAGAAAAUCAAAAUAUUGUGAAUGGGUUAAACCAGAUUGUUCUUGAACAAGGAGAGAGCAGCAAUAGCUCUCCUCCUUAUUAUUUGGAAAAAUUCACCCUUUACGAAACGUCAACGGAUUUCUACAUGGUUGGAAGAGAUGCAAAAAGAGAGCAUUGGAGAGUGUUAAAAAUUGACAGAUCCAAACCUUGUGAGCUUGUUUUCUGUGAAGAUCCCAAAAUUUAUUCAUAUGAGGCAUGCAAGAGGUUAUUGGCCACCAUAAUUGGCCUCAAAUGUAUUACCGAUUAUUACGGAAUUGUAGGUUUCAUCAAAUUUGUGAAAUCUUAUCAUAUCAUUCUUAUAACUGAGAGGAAAGAAGUUGGGAAGAUUUGGGGUCAUCCGAUAUAUUCUAUAACUAAAUACAGGAUGAUUUCCAUCUCUCAAUCUACUGCUUUGACCUACAUGUAUAAUUCUUCAAAAGAGAAUAGGUACAAGAAACUCUUGCAGCUGGUUGAUAUCAGGGAUAAUUUCUUCUUCAGUUACUCGUACCCUCUCAUGCAUAGGGUACAACAUAAUCUAAAUAGUCAAGAAAUGAGAUUUUCCUAUGAUAACAUGUUCGUUUGGAAUGAAUAUUUAAGUUAUCAAAUUAGGGAGAGUAUCAAAUCUACUAUUUGGACAGUUGCACUAAUACAUGGAUUUUUCAAACAGGUUGAGUUGUGCACUAGUGGAAAGAAUUUCAUUUUAACCCUUAUCGCUAGAAGGUCAUGUCAAUUUGCAGGCACCAGGUAUGAGAAAAGGGGUGUCAAUGAAAAGGGUCAAGCUGCAAAUGAUGUCGAGGUUGAGCAGACAGUUUGGCCAAUUAUUAACAGCAAACGCCCAACUGAAAUUACUUCAAUUGUGCAAAAUCGUGCUUCCAUACCUCUUUGUUGGUCACAAAAGCCUUCAUUGUUUAAUCUAAAGCCUGAUAUCCUACUUUCAGAAGGCAACCACGUCUAUGAUGCAACACAACUUCAUUUCAAAAAUAUGCGCCUUAGAUAUGGAGUGCCAAUUAUUAUUCUGAAUCUGAUUAAGUCGUCCAAAGAAACCCACCGUGAAUAUCUUUUGCAUAAGAAAUUCGAGGAAGCAGUGAAUUUCGUCAAUGCGGAGUUGGAUGUUGAGGAUCGGGUGGAUUUUGUAAGCCUAGACCUCGAUGCCGCCUUCCGAGAUGAGAAAACCGAUGAACUGAAAAAACUUCAAGGUUUAGUUGAAAAUGCACUAAGUAAAACUGGAAUCUUUUCUUAUCAAAUGGCUCAAAAUGUAAACAAUAAAUCUUCACUUGACUCGUCAUAUGUCGGGAUCAACUCAAGUGAUAGCAACAACAUAUGUAAUAACCAGAAGGGGAUCAUAAGAGUAAAUUGCCUCGAUUCUUUAGAUCGCACUAACUUUGCUCAAUAUGUGUAUGGCUUGGUUUCGCUUGGUCAUCAGCUCCAUACUUUAGGAAUAAUUGAAUCCCAAGUGAUCAACAUUGAAGACCCUUUAGCAUGCGACUUGAUGAGCCUUUAUCAGGCCAUGGGUGAUGCCCUUUCUCGGCAAUAUGGUGGGUCUCCAGCGCACCAUAAGAUAUUCUCCAAGAUCAGGGGUCAAUACAAAAUGGCAUCGCAGUUUCAAGAGUUUAUGAAAAGCAUUCAGCGUCAUUGCAGUAAUUCUUUCACAGAUGGUGCUAAGCAACAUGCUAUUGAUUUAUUCUUGGGACAUUAUAAACCUGAAUUUGAAGGUGGUGAAUUGAUUCCCUGCGAAACAAAUUCAGAUCAGAUAGACAAGUGUGGAUGGAUGAAUUACACCUACUUGCAUAACAUAUCCAGGUGUAAUCCAUGCAUCUAUUCAGACUUCGACAGGCUAUUGUUUGAAAGCAAUGCUGACGAAGCUGGUCAUCAAUGCUUGACAGGACCACCUGGAAGUCCGCAGCAUGAGUCGCAAGAAGGGUAUGUUUGACAGAAAUUCAUGAUAAAAAAAAAAAAGGAUUUGAACCUGCUGCUGAGCUUAAGUGUGCUAAGUUCAUAUCAUAUUUGCAGGUUUCCUUUGGUGCAGUUUCCUGCUGGAUCAUAAUGUGUCUAGUCUGAAUCAAGAACCAGCGCUUGUUGAACUUUUAACCAUUGAGGCCCUUUAAAUUUUGUGAAAGCUUUGCAGAACGCAAAUUCUUGACAUUGCCCUGGUAGAAAGAGAGGAAAGCUUGGCAGAACGCAAAGAUCUUGUCAUUGCCCUGGUAGAAGAGAGGAUCUAUCUUCCUUUGAAGGAAGCAAUUGUUUGGUGAAGUGUGGAGUGAUAUUCAUCUUAUGCAGGCAUCUUUGUACCCUGGUUCCGCAUACGCAGUUUGUAGUUCCGAAUACAGAGAAUUGAAGGUAUAAUAGAAAUACAGAAUAGAAACAUCUCAGAUUUUACGUACUCAGUAUUAUACAUUUCAUAUCAAAUACUCAAGUCACAUUACUUGACUUAUCAAAACACAAAAGAUCUAAAGUCCAACUCUUGAGCAAAUACCCGUAACUAAUACAGUUGCUCAGCUCUGGCAUCUGAAUUAAUCAGAAACCCAGAUGCUAAGAUGGCUUGCUUCACAUUUCAUACCCAAACAAACACUGAACAGUAGAGGCACACUUCAGGUUUCACGUACUGGUACAAUAAAUAGUAGAGCAUUACAUCGUCAUUAUUUUGGGCAUCAUUGUCUACUGCCCCUAAGGUUUAUUGUGCCAACACAUGGAUUGCUCCUCCCCAUGGAUGAAUACAUGAUCGCAACGUCAUCAUUACCCCAGAGAAGGGUUGAAUCUUACAGAAAGAUGCUAUGGAGUAUGAACGUCUUGAAAGUGCCAGUUAUAUCCAGAAGUUAUGUUACAAGACAAGAGGAACACAGAUGCUACAUAUUUUGAACUUUAGAAAAUUAGAAUUUGAAUAUUGUUUUUGCCAUCUUUGCAUACAUUGACCGUUGUUCCUUGGAUAAAUUAUACUGUCAUACAGUAGAUGUGUAGAGUUAUGUCACUUCUUGAUGCUUUAUCAUUUAAU